This is a messenger RNA of Rhineura floridana, 4045 nucleotides long. It is a transcript of the gene FBLIM1, whose product is annotated as filamin binding LIM protein 1. The record is from RefSeq and is a predicted model, not a curated record. Gene Ontology annotation, biological process: cell-cell adhesion. The coding region runs from base 689 to 1858 and encodes 389 amino acids. Gene Ontology annotation, cellular component: focal adhesion; stress fiber. Lineage: Eukaryota; Metazoa; Chordata; Lepidosauria; Squamata; Rhineuridae. Gene Ontology annotation, molecular function: filamin binding. The transcript has 9 exons.
ACUGGCAGUAUAUAGUUAGCCACUGGAGAGGAAGCCUGUCCUGUUCUGGGGCCCCUGAGAAGAAGAGAAUGGGUGGCUAUCUCCUCCAGGAAAAGCUGUGGGCAGGCUGCAAGCCUUUCGCCUUGAGGGGUGCUGCUUGGGCCCGGGAGAGGGAAGGAAAAGUCGGAGGCAUCCCGGUUAAUCUUCCUCGGGGCGCCCAGGGUACCCGGUCAGAGGCAUGGCUUGGUCUCCCAGUUUAAUUAAAAGGCCACUCUCCACUGUUUGAGUAAGGGCAGGGGAAGUAUUUCACUGCAUUGGCAGCCUGUCCCUCCCCGCCCCUUGCACCCCAGAUUUUGCACAACCCAGCAACAUGAGGGGUGAGAGAUGAGCAUGCACCUAGCUAUGCGCAAAUGUGGCAGAAUCUUUCUGUCUCUCUUUUGACCUUUGAACCUUACAUGCCAACUCAUACGUUUCUCCUGGUAUCUUAAGAAUUCCUCCAUGAUCACAAGGGAGGAAGCACAUGAGUGCUGUGACCACAAAGAGUGAGUGAGUUAGAGGGGCAGGAGCAAAAAGGGUCCAGCGUCCGUCCGCAGACACAGCCCGAGACCUGCAGGGCGUUGAGGGUCUGAUUGGCAGGAUGAGGAGCAGGGGAGAGACUCCGCCUGAGGCCACUGAAUUAAGCUCAUCUUGAAACAUCAUUCAGGGAAACAUGGCAGAAGGCAUUAAUUCCUUUCACCGUAAUGAAGCUGUUGAUAUUUUACAGAUGGAAAAGGUGAAAAUGCUGUCAGACAAGGUGGAGAAGCGGAUUGCUUCAUCCAUCUUCAUCACCCUCACACCCCCCAGGAGGGAUCACAUGGUCAGGAGCGAAACAACACCACAGAAGGCUCCAUUUCUGCACAGUAACAACCUUCCGAAGGAGGAUUUGACAUCUGCUGCUCUCUCCCCACCCCAGACAUCUUCUGGACCCAUUACAGGGAGCAGAGGACACUGCUCGGGAACAACCAACAUUCCCAACGGAGGUUGUUCUGCCUCGGUACCUCCAUCCAUCCUGCCCUGUAAUCCAACGCACCCUGAGCUGGACAGUUUCCUUCCUCCUCCUCCUCCACCACCACCGUAUUCUCACCACUUCUCAGUGGAGACUCUUGGUCCUGAUCUCCAGAAAAGAACAGCAGUGUUAUCCUCUCAGACUUCUUCAACAUUUCCAGCAGAACUGAGGCAACCUAAAAUUCUGCCCUCAACCCUCAGUUGGGCUGAUGAGCAUCAGAGAGAGAGGAAGAUGGAGAAUGCUGUUUCAAAAGAUAUCUGUGCUUUUUGCCACAAAACCAUCUCUCCUUGGGCUCCUACCCUCGAGGCUAUGAACAAACAAUACCAUGCAGACUGUUUCACAUGUCGAACAUGUCAUGGUGCCCUAGCAGGGCAGCGCUACUACCAGAAAGAGGGACGGCCACUGUGUGUCACCUGCUACCAGAACACCCUAGAGAAGUGUGGCAAAUGCCACGCCUUAAUCCUGAACCAAAUUGUGAGGGCAAUGGGCCACGGAUUCCACCCGGAGUGCUUCAUCUGUGUGGUGUGCGGCCGGGCCAUUGGGGACGAGACGUUUGCCGUUGGUGAUGAUGAGGCGGUGCAUUGCCUUGAGGACUUCUACAGGAGGUUUGCUUCCGUAUGCGGUGCCUGUGAGAGGCCCAUUAUCCCAAGCGACGGGAAGGAUUCCUACAAGAUUGAGUGCAUGGGGCAAAACUUCCAUGAGGACUGCUACCGGUGUGAAAGAUGUCAGGUCUUGCUGUCCCCUGAACCCACGGAAGACGGCUGCUACCCUCUGGGCAGCCGUCUCCUCUGCAAGUCCUGCCACAUUCGACACACCAAAGAAUCAUCCUGCUGAGCAGACGAAGGACAGGCAUCUUUCUGGAGGCUGCAGCUCAUGCUUUGCAGGAGGUAGCAGGCGGAGUGCCCUCAGCAUUUGGAUCUCCUGUCUCGCCCCUCCUGUUGUUUCACCUGAGACUUUUUAAAAAAUGUCUGUCUGUGUUGGGGCUUAAUCCUGGGAGUGGGUGUAAUGCAAUAGUUGGCAAUGAGAUUUGUUCAAGCCUAAGGCAGAGCUAAAGGAAUCUUCCCUCACAUCAUUAUUUUUGCUCCCAAGAAACUCCCAGCCAGUGGCCAUGGCUGACAGCCCACAAGCCAGUACGCUGCUUGUCCUAGUAAUGUGACUGAGCCAGGAGGAGGAUUGUUGGAGCUCUUUGUCACCAGUAGAGGGCACACAUUAAAGGUGGGCCAACUGCCAAUUAUCCAUGGGCAGGAUUCCCCCUGUGGGCUGCCAGUUGCUUUCCACUGGUGUAAUGUGAGCAUCUUUUUCCAAAGAGGGGCAAAGAGAGAGAUGUAAUGUGUGAAACUCUUUCAGCAAGGCACAGUGUUGGUAUGUGGAAAGCUCAGUUGCAGAGAGGCCGAUGCAUCCAAAUUUCCUUACUUUGGGAUUAACUCCCUAUUUUCUGCCACAUUUACGGCUGUAUCAAUACAGGAGCAAGAGCUCUGUCUUCCCAGAGCAGUGUAAAUGGCAGCUGAAUCUUGCUAACAUCUUUCUUUUCUGGGUAAAUGUUCUCAUCCCUGCUCUUCAGAUCUCUGCUCUUCUGAAGUCCCUUGGGCAGGCUGAGAGUUCGGUUUCUCUUAAAUCAGAGUGGUAGAUUUAGCUUCACAGUCACAAACAUUGCAGGAGAGGUGGGCCUCUGGGGAGAAAAGAGCAGUCAAUUGCUGGGUCUUUGAACACCAACCUUCAUUCCCAAGUGCCUCCACUGUGCUCAUAUAGGAGAUAAGAGAAUAUAGGAAGGAGGUGAGGCCUGGAACAAACCAAUUUUAGUUGUGCUAUGACCUCACAAAUGUAUUGGCUUCUGGAAGAAAGGCUUAUCUCCAGAACCACAUCUCAGUGGCAAGGUUCAAAACAUCUGAAGUCGUAAUGAAGAUAAGGCUGCUUUUGAGCAACUACUGAGUAUACCCUCCCCCCAACACACACAAGCAAGCAAAGGACUACAGCCAGACCUACACACCUGGGGUCAGGGGUGAAAAAGACCUUUCAGGGUAUGAGAAUGUCAUAACUGAAUCUUGACAUCUGUUGUUGAUUAGUUGCCUUUUCAAUGUAAAAAUUAAGCAUAAUCACACAUGCCAUUAUUUGCUUUGAACACCAAACCCCGAAGAACAGUUAAUUGUAACUCAAAAGCUUGUAUCCAUUUUGAGCUGGGUUAUUGUCUCAUUUUGCCUGAUAAAGAUUUAAGUGAAGGGGGAAAAAAGAUUUAAGUAGUGUGUGUGAGAGCAUGUUUAGGCACUCUGCCAUUAAUUAAUCAAUUCAUGUCUGUCUUAUCCACCAGGAGGCAGCACAAGGCAACAUUACCUUAACAGCAUUUUCUGGCAAAGGCUCUGUAUUAGGUAGGCCCAAAGGGAUCUUUCCUCCCUUUUUUCAUACUAUGCCCUCCUCAGAUUGAAGCUGCCAUGUUAUUAAAAAAAUGGUUUUUCAGACAUUAUUUAAAAUAAAAAUGUGUAAUUGCUUCAAGCAGUUGUUUAAACAUACUGAAACAAUGGGGGGGGGGUAUGGGACCAUCAGCCUUGUACCACCAUCACUCGGGAAUUCUCAGGGGAAGGAAACAGUGUAGUUUUGAAAGCUCCAGUCUGCCAUCUUGUUCAAAAUGGCAUCCAACUGAAUCAAAACCUUGAUUGUGGGAACCAUCAAGCAAAAUUUGGUUAUGGUAUCUUAGUAAGUGUCCAAACACAUAUUUUAUCUCCUAUACACUUUCCCAAAUAUAUAGUAGGUAAAAUGAGAUCCCAGACUGAUCAGGUAAUGUUUCCUUUUUGCUUUAUUACAACGGCCAUAACAUUAUGCCCUUGAUUAAGUACCGCUUCUAAGAGCUGAAAUUACAUUGUGUAUGUUAUCUCUGGAGUAUAAUUACUCUGUAAAAUAGUCCAGUUUUUCUGUCAUCCCACCCCAUAAUUACAGGUGUGGACUAAGGGAGACAUUUCCCUGUUUCUUACCAAAAAGAAAUAUAGUGAUUAUCCGGGAGAAUAAGCUGGCCUUGGAUGAAGACAACAA